Paralichthys olivaceus (Japanese flounder) is the source of this 1835-nucleotide messenger RNA. NCBI's taxonomy places the organism in Eukaryota, Metazoa, Chordata, Actinopteri, Pleuronectiformes, Paralichthyidae. The record is from RefSeq and is a predicted model, not a curated record.
UUCAACUCUGCCACAGGAGUCAGACUGAGAAGAAGAGGAAGAAGAAGAAGAAGAAGAAGGGGAGGAAGAAAAAAGCGUCCAGCCCCUCUGAAGAUUUCCUGUUUCAUGAGACGUGCACAUACUGUGAGACGUAUAGAGCAACUCCUGCCUGCGUGUGUUUACUUCCACCCGGAGCCGUGUGCGCGUCUCUUUUAUUAUCCGGUCGUGGAGCAGCUCUUAAGUUUGGAAAUCAAACCAAGUCUUCGGUGAAUUAAUGAGAAAGAGGGAGGUGUGUUGUCCGUUUCUCCAUGGAGCUACUUCGCUUUUCCGCUUUCUGGUGUGGAACGAUACUGUUCGGUAGUUUCCUGCUGGAGGAGAAGGAGGCCAUGAUAAUCAAGUUGAAGAGGCUCUGCAAGUUCUGUGAUGAGCAGGCAACCAACUGCACAGGCAAAGGGAGGUGUAAGGUGGAGUGCGACCGCACGGCCAUCUGCCUCCAGGAUGACGACGUGUGCGUCAGUGUAUGGCGGAAGAGAGACGACAACGUCACCUUUGACACGGUCUGUCACAACCCAGCUCAGAGGCUGUACGGCCUCGUCCUGGACGAUUACAACAACAGCAAGUGUGAGAUGAAGGAAAGAAAGGGAAUGGGUGCCGAGUUCUUCAUCUGCUCCUGCUCGGAGGAUGAGUGCAAUGAGCACAUCAUUUUUAACUCAUACGUGGCUUCUCAGGUGGUAGCGGUCAUCUUGGUGAGCCUGGUGCCUCUGAUGGUCAUGGCUGUUGUCGUCAUCACUUCCUUCUACUGCUACCGGGUCUACCGCCAGCGGCAAGCCAGUUCCAGACGCAAGAAGGGCCCCCCUCUGGACUUCAGUGACGCUCACGCCAUCAUGAUAGACGACGGUUCAGACAGCAGCUCCACGCUCGCCAAUAAUCUCAACCACAACACGGAGCUGCUGCCCAUCGAGCUGGACGUUCAGGUUGGAAAAGGACGUUUUGCAGAGGUUUACAAAGCGAAACUGAAGCAGGGCUCGUCGGGCGGCGAGGAGCAGGGGUUCGAGACGGUGGCGAUUAAGAUAUUCCGGUAUGAGGAGUAUGCCUCCUGGAAAAACGAGAAGGACAUCUUCUCGGACGCAGACUUGAGACACGAGAAUGUGCUUCACUUCCUGACAGCAGAGGAGCGGAAGGUGCAGAGACAGUACUGGCUCAUCACGGCCUAUCACCCUAGGGGGAAUCUGCAGGAGUACCUGUCUCAUCAUAUUAUAAGCUGGUGCGACCUGUGGCUGCUCGGAAGUUCGCUCUCUAGCGGAGUGGCUCACCUCCACAGUGACCAUACGUCCUGCGGUCGCUACAAGGUGGCUAUCGCGCACAGGGACAUUAAGAGCUCCAACAUACUGGUGAAAAGCGAUCUGACCUGCUGCCUGUGCGACUUUGGCCUCGCACAGCGCCUGGACAACAAUCUAUCAGUGGAUGAGCUGGCCAACAGUGGGCAGGUGGGUACGGCCAGGUACAUGGCCCCAGAGGUGUUGGAGUCGAGAAUCAACCUAGAAAACAUUGAGUCUUUUAAACAGGCUGACGUCUACUCCAUGGCUCUCGUACUGUGGGAGAUCAUUUCCAGGUGUAGUGCAAUCGGAGAGGUGAAAGAGUACGAGCCGCCCUUCGGCAACCUGAGGGAGCACCCGUGUGUGGAGAGCAUGAAGGACAGCGUUCUCCGUGACAGAGGACGACCUGAGAUCCCCAACAGCUGGAUCAACCACCCGGCUUUUAUUCAUGACUCUCUUAUCUCUGCUGUUAAAACAACUCCUCCUUGCAACGAAAAACGUCUGCUCAGACUCAACUCUAAAUCUGUUCCCACAGCAUGA